Molecule: messenger RNA, 1506 nt
Organism: Gilbertella persicaria
Lineage: Eukaryota; Fungi; Mucoromycota; Mucoromycetes; Mucorales; Choanephoraceae
Product: ATP-dependent RNA helicase HAS1
Exons: 3
Coding region: 1-1506 (501 amino acids)
Biological process (GO): maturation of LSU-rRNA from tricistronic rRNA transcript (SSU-rRNA, 5.8S rRNA, LSU-rRNA)
Cellular component (GO): nucleolus
Molecular function (GO): ATP binding; nucleic acid binding; RNA helicase activity
Source: RefSeq, a predicted model, not a curated record
AUGGUGGAUACAGUUGUUGAAAACAAAAAACGUAAGCGAUCUCACGCUGAUAAAAGAGCCAACAAAAAGAAGCAAGAAGUUGCUAAAGGUGAAGCUAAGCCUGUGCCUGAAGAACCUGUUCAAACAGAAGAACCCAAAGAAGAAGUCGACCUUCGCUUUGAAAUUCUCGAAUGCCAUGAAGAUACAAAGAAGGCCAUCAAAGAUAUGGGCUUUACUCAAAUGACAGAAGUUCAAGCAAAGACCAUUCCUCCUCUUUUGGAAGGUCGUGAUGUCUUGGGUGCUGCCAAGACAGGUUCAGGCAAGACAGUAGCAUUCAUGAUCCCUGCUAUUGAACUCUUGCUUCGUCACAAAUUCAAGGCUAGAAAUGGCACAGGUGUUAUCAUUGUUUCUCCUACCCGUGAAUUAGCCAUUCAAAUCUAUGGUGUCGCUGAAGAAUUGUGUAAAUACCAUCCACAUAUCACCCAUGGUAUUGUCAUCGGUGGUGCCAAUAGAAAAGUAGAGGCCGAUAAGUUAGUGAAGGGAAUCAAUCUUUUAGUCGCCACACCUGGUAGACUCUUGGAUCAUUUACAAAACACAAAAGGGUUCAUUUCCAAAAACCUCAAGACGCUCGUCAUUGAUGAAGCUGAUCGUAUUUUGGACAUUGGGUUUGAAGAAGAAAUGAAACAAAUUGUUAGAAUUUUGCCUAAGGAUCGUCAAACCAUGCUUUUCUCUGCAACACAAACCACUAAAGUCUCUGAUCUUGCCCGUGUCUCACUUAAAGAACAACCUCUUUACAUCAAUGUGGAUGAAAAGAAAGAAACAUCAACAGCAGAAGGAUUAGAACAAGGAUUUGUUAUUGUUGAAGCAGAUCAACGCUUCUUGCUCUUAUUUACCUUUUUGCGCAAAAACCAAAAGAAAAAAGUCAUUGUGUUCUUCUCUAGCUGUAAUGCAGUCAAAUACUAUGCCGAACUAUUGAACUAUAUUGAUUUGCCAGUCAUGGAAUUACACGGCCGUCAAAAGCAACAGAAGCGUACUGAUACUUUCUUUGAAUUUUCAAAGGCUGAAAAGGGUAUUUUAUUGUGCACAGAUGUAGCAGCAAGAGGAUUAGAUAUUCCUGCUGUUGAUUGGAUUGUCCAGUUUGAUCCUGCAGAUGACACCCGCGACUAUAUUCAUCGCGUAGGCAGAACUGCUCGUGCUGGUGGCAAGGGUAAGAGUUUAUUGUUCUUACUACCAAGCGAAACUGGUUACUUGAAGCUUUUGAAAGAAGCCAAAGUGCCAUUAAAUGAAUACCAAUUCCCCACCAAGAAAAUUACCAAUGUACAAAGCCAACUUGAACAACUGAUUGAAAAGAACUUUUAUUUAAACCAAUCUGCCCGUGAUGCCUUUAGAUCUUAUUUGCAAUCCUACGCUACAUAUCACAACAAAAAGAUCUUUGAUGUUGAUAGUCUUGAUCUUGCUAAAAUUGCUAAAUCAUUUGGCUUCAAAGUACCUCCCAAGAUCAACUUGGCUAUUUCUAGUUCUAAAUAA